AAUCUUCACAUAUUAACAGAUUUAUAUUCACUGAUAAUUGUGAUUUCAAUGUUGAAUCAUUGAUCAAGAACUUGAAGAAUGUGAUAAUGAAGAAAUUGUCUGUGUUAUAUAUAACUGAGUUUUCUAUGUCUCUCUCUGCUUUCUCUAUUUCUUUCUCUGUCACUUUCUCUCAAUCUUCUAUAUCUGCCUCUGUGUCUGAUUCUCCCGCUCUCACUACCUCUAUUUCUGCAACCUCUACUUCUGCUACUUCUGCUCUCACUGCUGUCUUUAUUACUAGCUCUCCCUGUUUCAAGAAGAUAUUGCAUAGACUCAGUGAAUCAUGUUUCUCAAGAAUUAUCUUCUUCUUUAACAGUGUUAAGAUUAUAA
Molecule: messenger RNA, 366 nt
Organism: Blastomyces dermatitidis ER-3
Lineage: Eukaryota; Fungi; Ascomycota; Eurotiomycetes; Onygenales; Ajellomycetaceae
Exons: 2
Source: RefSeq, a predicted model, not a curated record